CUUAUGGCUGACGUGAAUCGAGAAAAUAUUUUUGUCGCUUUCUUCUAUUCAUGGAUGUUUUCAGUGUGUAUUUCAUCCUUGAUGAGGAAUCCGUGAUCGGGAUCCAUUGAAAGGACUUAUUUUCUAUUGGUUUGUUGUGUGUAGAGAGAAGCCAUGUCCACUCUGACAGUUGAGGAGUGUGAGCUGCUGAGUGACUCCAAGUACAGAGCGUACAUCUCCCAGGUGGAGAAGGCAUUGAGGAGUUUUGAGAAUACGAGCGAGUGGGCUGAUCUGAUCUCUGCUUUGGGUAAACUCAAUAAGGUUUUACUCAGUCAUGUGAAAUACCCAGUCGUCCCAAAGAAGGUAACGAUUGGGAAACGGUUGGCACAAUGCCUUCAUCCAGCAUUACCUAGUGGGGUCCAUCUGAAGGCCUUAGAGACGUAUGAGAUCAUCUUCAAGUGCAUCGGUCCAAAACGACUCGGUCAGGAUCUGUUCACAUACAGCGCUGGCUUGUUCCCUCUCCUAGCGUACGCUGCCAUGAAUGUGAAACCAACGUUGCUGAAACUCUAUGAGACUCACUUUGUGCCUUUGAGUAAAGCAGUUAAGCCUGGAUUAACUGGAUUACUGCUUGGAUUAUUGCCUGGAUUAGAGGAGGGAUCCGAAUAUUAUGACAGGACCAACACCUUACUUCAGGAGUUCUGUGUUUCCGCUCAGCCGACUUUCUUCUACGGCUGCCUGUGGGAGUGUGUGCUGAUAUCGCCAAGCGUCCGUCUGGCAGCAAUCACGUUCACCCUCGCUCAUUUCAACAGGAAACAAUCGAUGGAAGAUCAGCUGCACUUCAUCGGAACAAACAUUGACACCAUGGUGAAUGCCUUGUGCAGCGCCGUCCAGGAUACGAGCGUCCUCGUCCAGCGGAGUUUCCUCGACUUCUUACUCUUCGGUUUCCCCAUGCACAACAGUCAGCUGACCAAAGAUGAUAUGACCAAGAUCGUCGUCUCCGCAGUCCAUGUGGUGUUACGUCGUGACAUGUCGCUAAAUCGUAGACUAUUUGCUUGGUUAUUGGGAACAAGUGCAAACGGAUUAGCGAUGUCUGGAGUCGGUGGAGUGAGGGAUGAUGUGGCAGAUAGUCCAGAACAUAAAUUCUCUGUUUAUUUCAAUAAAUAUUCCCGUGACCUUCUUAUUCAUGCUGUGCGACAAUCAUUGCGAGAUAUUCCGCUAAUCGACGUGAAAACGUCGGCGAAACCAUCCAAUUUAAAACCGUUUAGAAUGUUAAUCAGCUUGUUAGACAAACCUGAAAUCGGGCCUGUGAUAAUCGAGGAUGUGUUAGUGGAUGUGUUCCGGUGUUUGUACCGAGAGUGUAUGCCAUUCUUACAGAAAGGGGGCGACAUGGAAGUAGAGCGUCGCAAUUCCAUCGGGAGUAAAAAUGGUAAAAACGGAAAAGGGAAGGAUGAGCGUAGCUAUGAAGAAAAGACUGCCACAGAGCUUAUCAAGACAGCUAAUCUCUUAUUCACCACGUUUGAGCCGUAUUUUUUGUGGGAUUUUGUGUCUCGGAAGUUUGAGGAGGUGUGUGCUGAGACACGGAGCCGGUCUCGACGCCGGCUCGGAGGGAGAAAACAACUGGUGGUGAAAGAAUUAUGUGAACUUGUCGACUUUCUCCUAGAGACCGUGUCAGUGGAAACCUACACAGAGACUCAGACAGAAUACCUGCCCGAUCUGCUGCGUAAGAUCACGACCAGCCUCACUCUCAACUGUGACACGUUAGAAUAUGAUGAGCUCACAGCGUGUUUAGAACUUUGCAAUAAGAUCCUGACCAAGGUGCAGCCGUCCAUGACGAUGGUCGACGACUCAGAUGACGAUUCUGUGAGGACGAGUUUGGAGGGGAAACAAGAACAAAAAGAGGCCAGGAAAACAGUUGAGAAAACAUUAAACCCUAGUCGAGAUGAACGGGAGGCGAGUCCUGACUUUGUUGAUAGUGAAAUCAGUGAGCCGUAUGUUAGUGCUGAGAGUGAUUUAGAUUCAGAGUACUCAAAGUCUCCUUUGAAGAAAAUUGGAACGCCAGGCCGACGCAUGGCAGGAAGUGAAAUGGCAUCACCAACCACGUUGAUUCAGGCGUGUGUGCAAAGUUUCCAGACAUUUUAUUAUACGUUUGUAACGAAGCGUGUUUUUAGUAGUGAGGAGGUCGUGAAGACAUCGAUGGAACGUUUAUUGAUGUCUUCAGAUGUUCUUCUGGAACGGCAGACGGAGGGAUCAGAAGACUCAGCCGUUUAUUCCGGCUCAGAGAAUUAUGACUCAGAUAAGCGUUACUUGGAGAUGCUGUGUGUCAGUCGUGAUUGUUGCGACGCCUACACCAAGGCCUCACAACUUCUCGUUGAGUUCUCUACUUUCCCGAUGUACUGUACGGAACAUUACCGUCUACUCGACCACACCCGCAGGAAGGGUUAUUUUCAUGUCAAACUUCCCAAUGGUGAGGUGUUAUCAUUCCCGCCAUGGCUCCAGGCUCUCCUCACCUGCUGCUCCUAUGUCAAUCACUUCGAGCUACAGACCUCAUCUGUCUCAACGAUGCUCGACCUCAUCUGUCUCACGCAGUCGGUCAUCGGCGAGGCAGAUGAACAAGGCCGUCCUCGCAACACAGGCAUGGGCACGAUAUCAGUGGUGAUCAUGCCGUCACUCUCUCCACAGAUGUUAGGCUACCUCAAUGACCAGACAUAUUUCUACAAGAUUGUGGCGACCAGACUAUGGAACUACCUGAGUGACCAGACUCCCCACUACCACCAGAAAGCUGUUGAGUUGUUAUACCAGCUCCACCAGCUUGCCCCUAGCACAUGGACCUGUGAGGAUGUGAUUGGUGCUGCCCUGGUUUUAGAUGACUUGUCCAAACGUAUAGAAGCGUACAAGAAGUUUGCAGUGCUGUGGCACCUGACGAGAAGUCAGAAGCCCAAGUCCGGCCUGGGCCUACCUGCCAGGACCUUCGACCGGUCCAUGUUCGUGUUGUUAGACAGCCUGCAGGUGGACACAAGCGCCACCAAAGCAUUGACGCAUACGUGGAUGACGCAUGCCAUCCAGCGGGGAGAUAUAGCUAGGAUACUGGAGCCGGUACUGCUCAUGCUGCUGCACCCUGAUACAGCUAGAAUUUCCAUCCAACACGUGAACAUUCACCAGCCACGGAAGGUGACGUUGCCGUCUGAUGACCCACUGGAUGAGACAUCAUCAGAGGCAAAGAUCUAUGCAAUCAGCAGCGAGGGUGGCAACAUCAUUUACCAUGUCAGCGGCGCUGAGGGUGGCAAGAAUAUAAACAAGAAAAACGCUGAUGAACUUCGUGUGAUCGCCAUGACAAGUGUCUGUGAUACAAAAUCAGGGUCAAAUAAAAUAGCGUCCACUUCAACACAGCAACAUCUUGAAACAGAUUUACCUUUUGAGAAAGUUGAUCCGUCGAAUUUGAAAUUGCGAGUGAAUCCAUUUGGAUCAGAGUCUUCUCUGGAUAAGAUUAUAUUUGACGGGUAUGAGUUGCCGAAAGGGGACUUGCCGAAUGUGAGAAGUGCAACACGAUUGGAUAAGGAGACUUGCAAGAAAGAGGGGAUCAGUUUUGAUGACGAGGAUAGUGGAGAGGAUGCUGAGACUGAGGAUAUCGACGAUGACGAUGUGCUCGACCAUGAUUCACCAGAAGCCAUCGUCCAUAGUAUCCUGGAGGACAUCCUACAGGCAGCGUUCCAGCGAGCUGAGUCAAGGGAGCAGAUUGAACUGCAGGUCUCAGAAAGCAUGAAUGAAAUACGCGACAAACGGCGGUCAUUUAGCACAACGUCCAAGGAGGAUGUUGACGAGGAUAUCUUGGGGGCGAUUGAGCAGCAUAUGAAAGCGUCAGAGAUUGAUUCACCAGAUUGCAGUGACUCGGAAGGGAAAACUUCAUCCCAUAAAGAGAAAGAAAUGACAGACAUUCCGGGGAUUCACCCCCUGCAUACACACAUCCUGCUGUACUUUCAGAAAUAUGACUGCCAGAGAACUUUAUACGCCUUAUCCACGCUCAAAGCUAUUCUCACUGCCAACCCCCGCCUCGUGAUUUGUGCCAUGGCGACGACCACCAUAAACAGCGUGCGCACACCGCACUUGCAUCAGUUACAGGACUUGUUGUGUCGCCAUCGUAAGUCCAUCUUCGGCAAGAACUUCUACAGUGAUUUAACGAAUGAAGCCAUGUCUACAUACCGCAGCACCAUGUAUGCAGAGAUCCUCAUCUCGCUGUGUCUUUACUUCAUCCGUAGCUACUACCCUAAUCUCAUGAUGAGCAACCUAUCAGAGGACCAGCUGAAUGCCAAUAAGGAAGUGCAGAUCUUGAGUACAGAGAUCCUCACCAUGUUGCUCUCAGAGCUGGUCAGCCUAGCAAGAGACAGCGGCAAAGCCUUUGCAAUAUUUCUCAGUGACCUGUUGUCACGUUGCAAAGUCCAAAAGGCAACCCUGCAUUGUAUUCUAGCGAGUGUUUACAAUUCACGCCAGAAGCAUGUUGAUCCGUUGUCGAAUAACAUCACAGAAGCAAUAAUCAGUUUCAACGAGGAAAACAUGGAUGCGAAUACGAAUGAGACGUUCCAGAUGCGGAUGCUGAAUCUCAUCAACGUCUUGAUCAUACUCGAAGAUCAGAUCAAGCAACAGAAAGGUGACGUGGAGCCUCUCCCAGCAGGAAACCCAGACUGGGAUCGCCCUAAGGUCAACUUCACGCCCCAGUUGUCAUCAUUCAAGUACACGCAUGCUCAACCUGUCGCCUACCAAGGCAUGUUGUUGUCAGCUGUGCUGAGCGCUCUCCGCCAGCAGCAUCUCUGCCACAUGCAUAGACACUGGAUCAACAUGAUCAUGUUAGUCAUGCCCUACCUUAGCCGUAGCCUCGGUAACAUUGUGAUGGCCGUCGUCAACCAGAUAUGUCGGAACCUGGAGUUACUGGCAACGGAAUAUGAAGCUGGCACCAUGACAAGGCAGACGUUUCACCAGCCACACAGCGUGCCACCAGACCACAUUGUGACCAUGUUGGAGGGCAUCACCACACUCUGUCACUAUUGUCUCCUGGACAAUGUCUCCCAAGUGUCUGUCGGACAGCCGGUGCCUCUCCACAGCAGUGUGGGAACCUACGAUCAUACCAACAGUGGCUCAGGACAGAUAUUCAGCAACCUUAUCCAUGUGUUCACUCCAAGUGCAGGCAGCAGGGAACCGAGCCCCCAGAAAGACUUUGGUGACCCUCCCCCGGUGAUCAUGGCAAGACGAGGCCUGCUGAGUAUACUGCCCCGCAUCAUUGCCAGCCUGAGCUCCAUCUGGAAGGCCAUCUACGUGUCAGAGCUCAAGCAGAAAGACAAUCAAGAACAAGCCUCAUGGACCAUGGGAUUCCCAAAGACUGUUCGACAGCAUAUCCUGGAGUUCCUCAGUCCCAUAUCUGUCCACCACAAUGUCAACCUGUUGGCAGCUGUGGCCGUCGUCUGGAAUGACCGCAGGAAACGAGAGUCGUAUACGUAUAAGCGAGUGAUCCCCAGCAUCUGUGAGGACCAGUUGCUGCUGGUCGAUCUCGUUAGCUCAAUCAAGGUUCUACCAACAGAUACGCUCGUGCAGACUGUCAAACAAGUCAUCAAACAACCGCCCCCUACCAGUCAGGAUAGGAACAAGAAACGCACACCCCUUGAGGUUAGCAUGCUACAGUUCUUCUACGCAUACGUGCAGCAGACCACCUCAAUGCAGCUCCUCGACUCGUGGCCAUCACUGCUCUCCCUGCUCAAGGAAGGAUUACAGAUCAACCUCAGCGCUCCAGGACAGUUUCUUCUUCUGGCCAUCCUGAAUGAAUUUGUUCAGAAGAUGCCACCUUUUGAGGAUAAGAAGGACCAUAAGGACGUGCAGGUAAUUCAUGCUAGCCGACAUGUUCACGUGAUUCCAACAGAAAAGUUCAAGGAGAUCACUCAGAAACUUCUGGAAGCGUGCAGUGUCAUUGCUGGCUCCUCACUCGAGCAGACGACAUGGUUCAGACGUAACCUGGCGGUCAAGUCCAGUCUGCAGACGGACCUCCAUGAGCUUCAUAUGCACAUGGAUGACCAUGAAGAUGAAACAGAGUUGGGAGAACAAGCCCCUGAGUCGAGCACCAAGAUGUCUGAUGCCAAGACGAUAAUGACCAACGCUCAAUACAGCGUGCAUGCCCUGGUCCUCCUGGCUGAGCUGACUGCUCCCCUGCUUGAUGUCGUCUACGGCAGUGAUGAGAAAGAGAAGGUGGUCCCAUUCCUGACCACGGCCAUCAUGUAUAAUGUCUUCCCUUAUCUCAAGCAUCACACCACCAAGAACCUGCCUAGUUUCCGCGCGUGCUCCCAGAUCCUUGCGAGCUUGAGUGGCUACCAGUACACGAGGAAGGCGUGGAAGAAGGAAGCGUUUGACCUGCUCAUGGACGUGAGCUUCUUCCGCAUGAAUCUCACGUGUAUCGGAUUCUGGCGCACAAUUAUUGACAACUUAAUGACUCAUGAUAAGACCACGUUCAAGGACCUCAUGACACGUGUGACGACGGCACAGAGCGGCUCCCUUCAUCUCUUCAGCAACAGAGAGGCUGAGUUCGAGCAGCGGGCUCAGCUCCUCAAGAAGCUCUCGUUCGUGAUAUUCUGUAGUGAGACUGACCAGUAUCAGCGAUACAUGCCCGAAAUACAAGAGCGUCUCGCAGACAGCCUCAAGUUACCCCAGGUGCCUGGUAUCCAAGCUCAGGUCUUCCUCUGCUUCCGGGUCCUCACUCUAAGGAUCUCACCACAGCAUCUCACAUCACUCUGGCCAACAAUCAUCACUGAAUUGGUGCAUGUGUUCCUCCAGAUCGAGCAAGAGAUGUCCCCCGACGGAGAAGACUGCAAAUCGUCAUCUGGUUCGAGUGUGCUAUAUUCUGCUGAAGCUGAGAGAGUCCCAGGACAGUGGAACUUAAUCAGGAUGCAGUUACAGCGUAUCGCCGCCCUCGAUGCAAGCUGGGCCUACAACAAUGGUUUAAACGCCCACAACAACCCGGCCUGGUUGAAACUCUACCUCUCAGCCUGUAAACUCCUUGACCUAGCUCUAGUCAUGCCAGCUGAUGCACUGCCACAGUUUCAGUUGUACCGUUGGGCUUUCAUAGGUGACACUAGCGAUGAGGGUAAGAGGAAGAAAUCAGAGGAGCCGUCAUUCAUCCCUCACUGCAUCAGGAUCGCUCGCCUUCUCAAUAAAAGGGUUGAACAUGAUCCUCCUGUCAUUAACCGACCGACGGGAUACCCCAUGUUGACCGUCUCAAACAUCAGGACGCUCGACGACCUUCACGGCUUCUUCAACACACUCUACCAGGCUGACCUAUCAGAAAAGAGCAUCCCUGCCAGCAGCCAAUCAGAUCUAAGACCAAGCAUGUCGGCAAUGCACAAGUCAAAGUCAGCACCAGAAAUAACCGAUUUGGCUUCGAAUGACGCGUUAUACGAAACUAAGGCAAAGACAUGGAAAGACUAUGUUGAGGAAAUCAUUGAGCGAGACUUUCUUGAUCCUGUGCCAAAGAACUAAAGCAUCGGCAUUACUGAUUCAUCUAACCACUAGUAUGCUCACGCUGUGCUUUCAGUUGUUAACAAAUGAGAAAUAUUCCUCUCUUGUUUGAUUGUUGGUGUUGUCUCUGUGGUGCCUAUGCUCUAUGAAUCAUAUUAACACUAGUGAGCAGUUCUGUUAAGGAAGCUUUCUGCUUGGGCCUCAACAUCUAGUCAAAGACUGCAUUUCACAUUGUUUGAGAGGAGCGCUUGAAGCCUCAGAUCCUGUGAUGUCACAGGAUAGGUUACAUGCUCAGGUAACUGAGCAUUCUGUGAUGGGGUGUGGGGGGGGCGGACAUUAUGAGUGCUGCCUUGAGGCUUUUAGCGAUUUGGUUUGGGGUGAAUUUUCUUAUAAACAUGUAAUUGUCAAGUCGGGGUACAUUUCCCAAAAUACAAGCUGAGCUUGACCUUAUCUUGAGUUGACAAGGACAUUUGUAAAUAUAUAGCGUGUAGUCAGGGAGAGAAGUCCUCUGUAUGUCACAGACUCUCUAUGCCUUAUUUUUGUGUCUGGGAAUGCGGUUCGUUAAGUUUCAAAGAAAACUCAGUAAUAAAUUACCCUCAAAACACCUUCACUUCUGUAAAUAAACCGGUCAUCUUGUAUAUUUAUUUGAUUUACAUCUAUUAACUUUCCUACAAUCAAAAUGUAAAUAAACUUUUGGCUGCAGUCUUUUACUUGGAAUGAGUUCCAUAUGACACUGUCAAAUGGUGGUCAGGGCAGCAAAUUGCUUGUCUCAUCUAUAUUUUUUAUUGUCGCUUAUUUUUGGGUGCAAAAUGUUUUGAAAUUGGAUUCUUUUGCUGUAAGAGAUUGCAAAUGGUUUUAGGUAUUCAAUAAACGUCAUCUCGGCUCCCUGAAAAUCAUUCGAGUUGGAAAACCUGUAAUGGCGUGCAAGUGUUUGGUUCUGUCAUCAACAUAAAUGUGCUUUUGAUCAUAAGUUAGGCAUCCAGUUUAGUUGGUAAAAGACAAUUAUUUAUUGGAAAGAAGUCGAUAUAUACUAGGGUGAAAAAUAACAAAUUCACCUAUUUAAGGAAGGCUUGGGGCCAAAGCCAUGAGUCAGUUUCCUAUAAUGGCUGUGUCAUACGUGUACUUGUAAUUGCACAUUUGUUUUGUAUUAUAAUCUUACGUAUAAAUUACAUGUUCAAGAAAAGCAUUUGAACAUGUUUUGCAUAAAUCUGUUUUAUCUCUGCAUGAGGCUAUUUAUUUCUGUUAGAUCUUAUGAACCGUUAAACAAUUGAAAAUAAUUUGGUUUGGUUGCAGCCUGGGGAUCAGAAUGCACAAAUCCGAAUGAAAGGAGCAGUAAAAGUUCUGUGCGCUGUGCACAUUGAUGUGCUGUGCACAUUGAUGCGCUGUGCACAUUGAUGCGCUGUGCACAUUGAUGCGCUGUGCACAUUGAUGCGCUGUGCACCUUGAUGCGCUGUGCACCUUGAUGCGCUGUGCACCUUGAUGCGCUGUGCACCUUGAUGCGCUGUGCACAUUGAUGCGCUGUGCACAUUGAUGCGCUGUGCACAUUGGUGCGCUGUGCACAUUGAUACAUUGAAUUGUUUUUUAUUUCAGUUCCUCGGUGGAAAUAGUAGAUUUUCAUGGCAACAAGUUCUAGCCUUUUUUGUGUUAAUCAUGUCUUCUUCAGUAUUUAUUACUGUUUAAAAAGCAAUAAAUUCAAUUAAAAUCUGUGAUUCUUUGACAAAAACAAACUGAAAUAAGAUUGGCAGUUUUAUACAAAGAAAGGGCAAGAUGAUGUCAAAAUCCAAUAUUUCAUUUCAUUCCAAGAAAACGCCUCAAAGUUGCCAAGGAACAUUAUAACCUACACAACGCAUCUGUUGUUUGUACCAGAGCGACCUACACAACGCAUCUGUACAGUUUGUACCAGAGCGACCUGCACAACGCAUCUGUACAGUUUGUACCAGAGCGACCUACACAACGCAUCUGUAGUUUGUACCAGAGCGACCUACACAACGCAUCUGUACAGUUUGUACCAGAGCGACCUACACAACGCAUCUGUACAGUUUGUACCAGAGCGACCUACACAACGCAUCUGUACAGUUUGUACCAGAGCGACCUGCACAACCCAUCUGUACAGUUUGUACCAGAGCGACCUGCACAACCCAUCUGUACAGUUUGUACCAGAGCACACAAAGGUUCAUUGGUUCCUACAUAAAGUAGUCGUUACUAGUAAAGUAAUCGUGGUGUUUUCUUCAUUGUGUGGGAACAAGUUGUUCUCUUUUGUUACCUGUAAUCAGUUUUAGUUGUGAUUUUGAUGUGUCAAACAUGCCAAAUAUUCCUGUAAACAUUAAGUAGUGUUAAUAAGAGUGUUCCUGUGCCUGAUUAGUAAGUAGUCCUGGUUUCUACAGCAAUGUUUCUGGAUCAAGUUGGGGAAUAAAUGUAUUGAGCACUUUCAGAGUUGCUAUAUAAGAACUUCAGUUCAUGUUUUCAUUAGAGGUUGUUUGAAAUGCUUGGUGUUAAUGGCGUCUUGGUGAUAUAAACAUUUCUUUCUAAUGAGGUCUACAUUCACUUGGUCGAUGUUGUUAUGAAUGUCUGGGCUCCAUGUGAUUUAAUCAUUGCUUUUCAAUGAUCUUCUGUAGGAAAAAGUGAUUAUGUAAGGAAUAUGAAACCAUAUUACUGGCGAGUUUCAGCAAAUCAAAAGUAGCUCGCAUAUGUGGAAAUCAUUAUAACAUGGUAGCAAUUUUCAGCUUCACCGUAAGUCUGUACAACUGGUGACUUGCUUAUCUAUAGAGUGGACUGUAAAUCCACCGAUCACUAGCUUACUCUUGCACUGUGCAAGCAACUGCUAUCUGGGAGCUUAUCUAUAGAGUGGACUGUAAAUCCACCGAUCACUGGCUUACUCUUGCACUGUGCAAGCAACUGCUAUCUGGGAGCUUAUUUAUAGAGUGGACUGUAAAUCCACCGAUCACUGGCUUACUCUUGCACUGUGCAAGCAACUGCUAUCUGGGAGUGGGUCAAUCGUCUUUCAACGAGAAAAUAAAAUUCUAUAUUUUUCUCAAGA
Molecule: messenger RNA, 10504 nt
Organism: Lineus longissimus
Lineage: Eukaryota; Metazoa; Nemertea; Pilidiophora; Heteronemertea; Lineidae
Product: protein dopey-1-like
Exons: 29
Coding region: 154-7488 (2444 amino acids)
Biological process (GO): Golgi to endosome transport
Cellular component (GO): endosome; trans-Golgi network
Source: RefSeq, a predicted model, not a curated record